AUGUCAUAUUAUCAAUCUAAUAUGAAUUCACAACUGCACUACUAUCGUGAAAACGAAAACAAUUCAUUUAUUGAUUCGCAGAACUCCCAACUGAAUAGACUUAAUGCAACAGCUAACAUUGGCCAACCAACACUAGAUAAUUCUAGCAGUAGUGCUAGUACUGUUUCUUCUAGUUUGGACAAUAUAGGCAUAUUCAAUAUCGAAUCCCAAAGCAUACACAAAAAUUCAAAUAAAAAAGAUGACCAAAGACAAUUUAAUAUUUUUGCCAGAUUAUUCUUUGGUAUAUCCUUAUUAUCAGCAAUUCUUAUUGUUUUAUUUGAAGCCUAUAUGUUUGCAGUGAUAAAUAUCCACCAUGACAAGUUUGCGAAGGGGAAGUAUACGGAGAACUCGAUUUACUUUGCACUUUUUAUAUUUGCAGGAGUAUUUCAAGUUUUGAUAACAUUGAUAGCACUCUAUUCCCGUAACUUAUUGCUAUUGGUAUUUCUAAUGGGAUUUUACUGUUGUAUGUUGAUAUACACCGGUAUACAAUACAAUGAAGUUAGUGACAAGAUUUCAACAGUACUAAUUGGCAAAUGGAAAACAGCAACGUACGCUAUGAAUAUUGCUACGAUAUGUGUUCUUGCUGCAGCCUUGGUGCUUCAAUCUAUUUUGUUGUAUUUUGGGUUGAGACGAUAUGUUAGUUGGUUCACUUUUAAGAAAAUUGGAGCCAGUUUGGAACUUAAAAGAAUUUACACAUAUUUCCAAAUACAUCGUUCUAUAUUGAUGUUUGAUUUUUUCUUCUUUGCUGGGUUCACAAUCCAAUUUUUGGUUAUAAUGGUAAAAGAUAGAAAAUCUGUGGAAUUUAUUUUAACGGUGAUUGUUAUUCCAUUAACAAUAAUUUUACUUUUUGUAAGUGAUAUUUCAGCAACCAGAGAGUUCAUUUAUGGAUCCAUAUUUGCAAUUAUUUUAUUUUUGUGUGGUAUUGCUUAUGUUCUUUUUAAAUUGAUAAGAUUGUACACCAAAUACACAUCUGCUUAUGAUUUGGCAAUUAGGCCCGGUGAAUAUUUUAUGGGACGAAAAUCAUUGUUGACAUUUGGUAUAAUUACUUUAGUAUUAUUGGUUGCAACAAUAGUGUUGGAAAUUAUUUCUAUUUGUAAUUAUGGGAAAGGGUUAUUGCCAUCAGUUAGCAUGUCCUAUAAAUGGAUACCUGGCUAUAAUAAAUCUGGAACUGCUCAGGAGAUAAGUAUAAGUGAUGAUGAAAAAGAAGAAAGAGAAGAUCAAGUGGACGAGAAUGGAGUUGAAAGGCGGACUACUACUAACAGUUUAUACAUUGACUAG
Messenger RNA from Candida dubliniensis CD36, 1317 nucleotides. RefSeq lists its product as uncharacterized. Gene Ontology annotation, cellular component: Golgi apparatus. Lineage: Eukaryota; Fungi; Ascomycota; Pichiomycetes; Serinales; Debaryomycetaceae. The record is from RefSeq and is a predicted model, not a curated record. The transcript has a single exon. Bases 1 to 1317 code for a protein of 438 amino acids.